AUGAAUUUCAUUUUACCGACAUCUCUACCAAAUCCAGACCCUGGUUUCAAUGUAGUUGUGACGAAAGAAGAGUUCAACUUGUUUCACAGUGUUGAUCGACAGCUAUUCAGUCGUUUGGUGAUGGAGCUUGGUCGAGAAACUUCAGAAUCGAUCAAUGUAAUGGCGUUCAUAAUGUGGGUGGAGAGAAAAAGCAAAGACUACAAUUUAGUCGCAAAGAUUCUUCAACGGUGGCCAGACCUAAUGGUUCGCAAUCUCGCUGAUGAGAUUGUUGUCGUUCUGAGUUGCAUUGAGAGUUCAGAGUAUCGGCCUAACGCUUCUUCAAGCGAGAGUAAGCUGUUAUUGAUUCAACACAUCUUGCGUCACGAUGUGACGCUAAAGUAUUUUCAUGAGAAACGUCUGAAUGUGAUUACUGAAGUCACAAAGUUCAUCAAUGAUGUGUGCGUAAGAGCUUUUUCAGAUAUUAUUGAACAAGCAUAUUAUGAGAGAGCUGUGAAGGAGCAAGAACUAUAUCUUGCUAACGUUUAUGCUGCUGCUGCUACUGCUACUGAUACUAGUCCCCCUCAUCAAAUUCAAUCACCACAAAUCAUGUACUAUGCUCCUCCUAAUGCUGUUCCAGUGGUUGCACAACAAGUUAAUCUCGCGCCGCCGCCACAGUUUAACAACAAUGGACAGGAUAUAAACGAGAUUUUAUCCAAUUUGAACCUGGAUGAUAUUUAUUCUCCUGAUACUGGUAUUGUUUCUCCUCCUGAUAAUCAGAUCAAUCCAAUCGAUGAUAGAACCCUCUUCAUCACCUUUUCCAAGGGUUAUCCCAUUUCUCAGAAUGAACUUACAGAAUUUUUCACCAGAAAAUGUGGAGACAUCAUUGAGAGGCUGAUAAUGCAAGAAGCAAAUCCAGGAGAGCAACCACUGUAUGCUCGUCUGGUUGUUCGUCCAGAUGCUAUCAACGUAAUUGAUCAUUUUCUGGAGUAUCAGACAAGGAUGAAAUUCGCCAUUAACGGAAAGCAUGUAUGGGCUCGAAAAUAUAUACACAAGCCACUAUAUGCAAAUCCUUUUGAAGCUGGGCCAUCUCGAUAUUUUCCAUGA
Vicia faba (fava bean) is the source of this 1083-nucleotide messenger RNA. Lineage: Eukaryota; Viridiplantae; Streptophyta; Magnoliopsida; Fabales; Fabaceae. The record is from the annotation of a GenBank genome assembly.